CUUGGGGGCGGGGCAGAGUCCUUCCUGCUGGACUGCCACGGGCCAGGCUCCCGGGGCUCGAUCGUCCUGCGCCCGCCCGCGGCGGAGCCGAACUCGCCCGCUCCGAUUGUGCUCGGCAGCGGUCGCGGUCGCCGCUGCAGAAACAGCCCACGCAGCAUACGAAUCCUGGUUGGCACGGCGGCUGCAACGCAGAGCUGGAGCUGCCCGAGCUCUGUGCGUCGGGAGUGUGGAGGGCCGCCCUCGGCCUCGGCCUGCAGCAUGCCGGCCCUGUCCACAGGCUCCGCUGGUGACUCAGGUCUGUAUGAGCUGCUGGCUGCUCUGCCAGCCCAGCUGCAGCCACAUGUGGAUAGCCAGGAAGACUUGACCUUCCUCUGGGAUAUGUUUGGUGAAAAAAGCCUGCAUUCACUGGUAAAGAUUCACGAGAAACUCCACUCCUAUGAGAAGCAGAGUCCAGUGCCCAUCCUGCAUGGCGCGGCCGCCCUGGCCGAUGACCUGGCCGAAGAGCUUCAGAACAAGCCAUUAAACAGUGAGAUCAGAGAGCUGUUGAAACUACUGUCAAAACCCAAUGUGAAGGCUCUGCUCUCUGUGCAUGACACUGUGGCACAAAAGAAUUAUGAUCCUGUGUUGCCUGCUAUGCCUGAUGAUAUUGACGAUGAGGAAGACUCCGUAAAAAUAAUCCGCCUGGUCAAGAAUAGAGAACCGCUGGGAGCCACCAUUAAGAAGGAUGAGCAGACGGGGGCGAUCGUUGUAGCUAGAGUCAUGAGAGGAGGGGCCGCGCACCGAAGUGGUCUCAUUCACGUUGGUGAUGAGCUUAGAGAAGUGAAUGGAAUACCAGUUGACGAUAAAAGACCUGAGGAGAUAAUACAGAUUUUGGCUCAGUCUCAGGGAGCAAUUACAUUUAAGAUUAUUCCCAGUGUCAAGGAGGAGACUCCAUCUAAAGAAGGCAAGAUGUUUAUCAGAGCCCUUUUUGACUAUGAUCCUAAGGAGGACAAGGCGAUUCCAUGUAAGGAAGCUGGGCUUUCUUUCAGAAGGGGAGAUAUUCUCCAGGUCAUGAGCCAGGAUGAUGCAACGUGGUGGCAGGCAAAGCACGAAGGGGACGCCAACCCCAGGGCCGGCCUGAUUCCCUCCAAGCACUUCCAGGAGAGGAGAUUGGCCCUGAGACGACCAGAAAUACUGGUUCAGCCCCUGAAAGUUUCCAACAGGAAAUCAUAUGAGGAAACAGUUGAGUGUGAGGAAAUUAAAGAGGAUGCUGAAUAUGCUGGUAACAACAGUGGAACCUAUAUAGAUGCUGUCUGUGCUACAGCUGGUUUCAGGAGAAGUUUCCGCCUUAGCAGAAAAGAUAAGAAAACAAAUAAAUCCAUGUAUGAAUGCAAGAAGAGCGAUCAAUAUGAUACUGCUGACGUCCCCACAUAUGAAGAAGUGACACCGUACAGGCGACAAACUAAUGAGAAAUACAGACUUGGUGUCUUGGUUGGUCCUGUUGGAGUCGGGCUCAAUGAACUGAAGCGGAAGCUGCUGAUCAGUGAUACACAGCAUUAUGGUGUGACGGUGCCCCACACUACCAGAGCGAGAAGAAGCCAGGAGAGUGAUGGUGUUGAAUAUAUUUUCAUUUCCAAGCACUUGUUUGAGACAGAUGUACAAAAUAACAAGUUCAUCGAAUAUGGCGAAUAUAAAAACAACUACUAUGGCACAAGUAUAGAUUCAAUUAGAUCUGUCCUGGCUAAAAACAAAGUUUGUCUGUUGGACGUUCAGCCUCAUACUGUGAAGCAUUUAAGGACACUCGAAUUUAAGCCCUAUGUGAUAUUUAUAAAGCCUCCAUCGAUAGAGCGUUUGAGAGAGACAAGAAAAAAUGCAAAGAUUAUUUCAAGUAGAGAUGACCAGGGUGCUGUGAAGCCCUUUACAGAGGAAGACUUUCAAGAAAUGAUUAAAUCUGCACAGAUAAUGGAAAGUCAAUAUGGUCAUCUUUUUGACAAAAUUAUAAUAAAUGAUGAUCUCACUGAGGCAUUCAAUGAGCUAAAAACAACUUUUGACAAAUUAGAGACUGAGACCCAUUGGAUACCAGUGAGCUGGUUACAUUCAUAACUAAGAGGAAUUUUCAUAGAAGUCUUUUUUAUAGAGUGCAUGUUUAAAUCAGUUGCCAUUUUGGUGGUAGGGUUUUUUUAAAUCUGUAUCACUGUCAUAGAUGUACAUUCUCGGUCAAAAUCGGAUGCCAGUUCUGUUUGUAUCUUUUUACAGCCUUACUGGGAACACAACGUGUGACUCUAAGUUCUAAAAAUCAAAAUUUGCACAUCCUGUGUUCUAAACAAAAUCUUGUGGUUGUCUUUAAUAUAGUUCUGUGUUGUGAGGUUGAAUUUUUAAAAGUGAUGUAGCUAGAGACAUCCAAGUUCUGCGCUUCACCUUGCCUCAGCUGUGGCUGCACCCAUCUGUCCAGUCUGCACAGUGGAAGGUGAAGGUAACUCAGCACCUUGAGCAGCUCCAGACAGACAAGUAAGUCACUCUGCCACUUCCAGGUGAGUCAUCACAGAUCUCACUGGCCUGGCUGUUAGAUGGAGACCUCGUACUAUUCAAAAAGUUCAAAUGUUUUCUUACCUCUACAAAAUAUGUUCACAAUGUGUGCAUUUAAAAUUUUUUAAAGUGUAACUUAACAUUCAUCUUGAGUGAGUAGUCUUCAUAUUAUAAUAUUACAGCUUGAGAAGUCCCAGUGAGCAUAUAUCAUGACUGAACACAUAUUUAAUAAGGGAAAACAAACUUUUCUUGGAUGGAGGUCUCACUGUGUUAUCCAAGCUGGCCUAAAACUGAGAUCCUCCUGCCUCAGCUUCCCAAGUAACGAGAUGAUAGGUGUGCACCACUGCACCCAUCUGGGAAAAGUCUUUUAGGAGCUGUUAUGAAUGUAACUAAAAACCUUUCCUUGUGAUAUAAAAAUGGUGUUAGCUUAGGACAGGAAAUGUUUACAAAGGACAUUUUUAUAUAUAAGUCCUCAAGACACUUGUGUAUUCACUAAAAGCAUUUUGUUUUUAAGCUAGCUUUAGUUUUUCCCACUAAAUUAUAAUGUGAUCCUACCCUAAAAUACAUAAAACAUUUUAUGUGGUAUUAAUGAUACAGUUAAGGAAAACGUGAUCAAUUUUUUAAAUUGGUGCAGUUGAUCACCAUACAUUUAAAUUGUGCUAAGAUGUGUUUUAGAAAACUUUUUAUGUAGCAUUAACAUCUUUGUCAACAAGGUCGUUCUUAACACUGGUCAGAUACCAUCCCAACCUUGCCAUUAUAAAGAAGUUCCUGAAGGAGACUUUGAUUGUAAAUAUUUAGAUAGUAUUGCUCAUUUUUCUUGAAUACUGCUGGUCUUGAAUAAGUGAACUAUACAGUUCAAAAUAGUACAGAUGUCCACAUUUCCCAUAAGGGAAUGUGCCCUGCCAUUCUUGCAUGCAGUAAGAUCCUGCUUAUCGAAAAAAUUAUUGCAUGUGUGACUUUCAUAGAAAAAAUUAUUUUUUGCUGCUUUUAAAGACUUUAGAUGUCAUGUUUAAAGAACAUAGAAUGUAGGGAAAUUUUAUAUAUUUAUGAACUAUUUGAAAGGCAUAUUUUUUUAAUUAUGAAAUGGGGCUACUCAUAAAAAAUUGAUUGUAUAUAGAGAUGAUAUAAUUUAAAAUAGUUUUAUAAAUUAAGGUCAACAUUCCAUGUAAAUAUUUGACCAUCACACAGACAGAUCCCUAAGUGUUUUAUGUGCACUACUCAUUUGGUAGCAUUCUCCACUGGAUUCCUUACGUGUAGAACAGAAACAGAAACUACUCCAAUAGCCCUGAUUACUCACUCACAUCAAAAUAGAUAGAUAAUCAGACUAAAUUACCUAACAACACAAUCCAAAUGUGUCCUAAGUUUGUUAAUUAAAUAGCAAGCCACUCAGUUUAGAAACAGUAAAAGUGAGGAGGAGGUUACCAGAUCUCAUACGAAGCCAUGCUCUGAGGUUGUGUGGCUGGUCUACAACAAGUACAAGCCGUAAGUAGUGGGUUUGGUAGACUGUUCCAUGCUUUGAACAUUGACUGGAAUUCCCAAUAAAGUAAGAGUUCCUUGUACAAAGAAUGGUGGGAAAUGUAUAACAAUACUGGCAAUUCUCUGCCUAAUUUGGGCAGCUCACAUUCGUUACUCUCAAAUAUUUACAUAGAUUUUUUUUUCUUCACUUCAGAUAACCACCUCAGUUCUUUAAUUUGCAUGUAGCGAUAGUGUAGAUGGUAGAAACUGGGUCUUUUUAGGUGGUGGUGGUGAUGAUGGGUAUGUUACAAAAAUGCAGUUGUCCAGACCUCUUUCUCUUUUUAAAAUCAGAACUGAAUAAUAUUUUUAAAAUAAUGAAAGGAAUUUUGAGAAAUGGAAUGGUAACAUAGCCUUACACAUGCUUUUUCUUGAUGCUUAAAAAGAGAUUCGAUUACAAUUUAAUAAGACAGGGCCAACUCCAGGGCUUGCUGUUAACUGUAGUGAAAGCCCUUGGUCCUCUGCUUUCUGCACCUGCAGUGCCCCCUCACCAAGGAGGAAAGCACUGUGCCCCACUGAGCAGCCUGGUCCCAGACAGUGUCAGCCGCUACUGGACAGAAGAGGGAGGAUUGAGGUUUCCAGUGUAUACAUAUGCUUGAAUAUAGAUUAAAAUACACAUAUUUGAAAUACAUAUAUAUGCAUUCAUUCCACAACCAAGAAGGAAAUUCUGUGCCCCCAAAAUUGACAAAUCAGAUUUGGUUACAAGUAAAAAGGUAAAACUGAAAUAUAAUUUUCACUAUACUUUUACUGAUUCAAUGUUUCUAUCUUGGUAUCUUUAAGGCUGACAUUCCUGGCAUUGUGUAAUGAUUGAAUGUAUCUAAAUUGUAAUCAUUUAAAAUUGACAAACAUGUAAACUGCUCAGACUUAUAAAACUGUGUUGUGAAAAUCUUCCUGAAGAUACAGAUUUUUAUUAUUUAUUUUCUUUUGGGACUAGGAAGGAUUUAUAAAUAAAUGAAAUGGAAAAUCUUUGAUCUUAAUAAAGUAUCUUCAAUCAAUGUG
Molecule: messenger RNA, 5016 nt
Organism: Heterocephalus glaber (naked mole-rat)
Lineage: Eukaryota; Metazoa; Chordata; Mammalia; Rodentia; Bathyergidae
Source: RefSeq, a predicted model, not a curated record